This is a messenger RNA of Trichechus manatus latirostris (Florida manatee), 3109 nucleotides long. RefSeq names its product chromobox 5 (gene CBX5). Gene Ontology annotation, cellular component: nucleus; pericentric heterochromatin. NCBI's taxonomy places the organism in Eukaryota, Metazoa, Chordata, Mammalia, Sirenia, Trichechidae. Bases 320 to 895 code for a protein of 191 amino acids. Gene Ontology annotation, biological process: chromatin organization; negative regulation of transcription by RNA polymerase II. The record is from RefSeq and is a predicted model, not a curated record. Gene Ontology annotation, molecular function: chromatin binding. The transcript has 5 exons.
AAUGCCUUAGCCUUGAGGCCAAGGAAGGUACCUUGCAGUUUCUCCACCCAGUCUUCUCUGAAAAGGAAAGUUAAGCCUUUUAACUUUUCCGUUUGCCUCUCCACCCCCCCCCACUAGUACUGCUGCCAGUUGCCAUGGCAACGGACUGGGACAGCUGCGCAGUGGCGCCCAGGCAGCUGGGUGGGGGCGGGGGAGCUGCCAGCCCGCCAAGCCUCAGACCUAGGAGGGGAGGCCCCUCCUGUUAGCCCAGAGGGAAGGAAAGAACUGGGGCGAUCCGGAACCUGGUGGCCUUAGUUCUUCAGGUGAAACAGUGUGAGACAUGGGAAAGAAAACCAAGCGGACAGCUGACAGUUCUUCUUCAGAGGAUGAGGAGGAGUAUGUCGUGGAGAAGGUGCUAGACAGGCGUGUGGUUAAGGGGCAAGUGGAAUAUCUACUGAAGUGGAAAGGCUUUUCUGAGGAGCACAAUACUUGGGAACCUGAAAAAAACCUUGAUUGCCCUGAGCUAAUUUCCGAGUUUAUGAAAAAGUAUAAGAAGAUGAAGGAGGGUGAAAAUAACAAACCUAGGGAGAAGUCAGAAAGUAACAAGAGGAAAUCCAAUUUCUCAAACAGUACUGAUGAUAUCAAGUCUAAAAGAAAGAGAGAGCAGAGUAAUGAUAUUGCUCGGGGCUUUGAGAGAGGACUGGAACCAGAAAAGAUCAUUGGGGCGACAGAUUCCUGUGGCGAUUUAAUGUUCCUAAUGAAAUGGAAAGACACAGAUGAAGCUGACCUGGUUCUUGCAAAAGAAGCUAAUGUGAAAUGUCCACAGAUUGUGAUAGCAUUUUAUGAAGAGAGACUGACGUGGCAUGCAUAUCCUGAGGAUGCGGAAAACAAAGAGAAAGAAACAGCAAAGAGCUAAAGGAGGGGGUGGUCUCUGUCAUUUCUCUUUGUACAUAAUACAUUCACCUCCCUGCCUCCUCUCCCUUCUACCUGCCCCUGUCUAUCCUAAACACAUCCAUAAAAAAUGUGCUUAUCACUGUGCUCCACAGGAGAAAUGUUGAUAUUGGUUCUCUUGUAACAUAACUGAUGGUCUGAUUCAUGAUAAGUGUCUCUGUGAAGACCAGGCAUUUACAUACUGUGUGUAAUUCCCACUACCUUUUCCUUGCCCUGUCUCUUCCUUCUGCUCUCCUGUGACCUCAAGAUGCAUUUUAACUUUUUAAUCUCCAUAGAGUCUUGGAUCUUUUCCAAGUUGGCCACUUUUUAGAUAGGGGGAUUUUGUUACAAUGAUGAUGAGUUUCGGUUUUUUGCUUUGGUUCUUAGAACAUGUUGAUGACUAGCUGGCCUUUGUUUUGAGCUGUUGGGAUGAAAAGGAUGCUGCCCAUCUUUUUAAAAAGCCAAUAGCAACUGCCUACCUUUUGGGGCUUUCCCAGUCUCAUUCAGCCCUACCCAGGAGAAUACAGGGCUCCUGGUGUGGUCUUCUGGGCCACCCUGUGUUCAUGCUUGCUUAUCCUCCCAGAAUAACUCCAUCCUUUGGAGGACUAGAAAGUUUACAGUGAAGUUUGUUGAGGCACUCCUUUAGCCCCAGGAUUUUUGGCCUUGUUUCUUAGCAAUCCCUUAUUCUGCUUCUGCAAGGUGGUGUCAGUCUGCCAUAAGAUGGCAAGAUUAUUAACUGGAGACUUUUAGCUAUCAUACAUGAGGAUGAUCGGGUAGGAUACAGUUGUCUUUAUUAUUAUCACAUAUGGUAUAGGUAUAUUAUUUUCUUCCAUCUCUCAUUUUUGGAAUAUAUAUUUAUGUAGGUGUGAGUGACUGCCUGGUGCUUGCUUGUGCCAAGGUGCUAGGCACCCUCUAACCCUGCCAACUUUUGUGGCCUCCCAAAGCAUUCCUGUUACCAAAGAGGCUUCAGACCUGACUCUCACUCCUCAGUGGACCCAAGUUGCCCCUUCGUGCCAUUAUUUUCAGUGGGAAUUUCUUAGAGGGGAGCCAUUGGCCACAAUAUCAAUUUUAAAUAUUCAUAGUGUUUGUUGUAGCCAGCAGUUUCCUGCUUUGUUGACUCCUGGAUUUGCCACCACGAGUCCCCAAAGUAUUAAUGCUCUUCCGUUUUUCUGCCCUCAAGCUCUUAGUUGUAUCAUAUUUUAAAAAAUGCAUUUCCAUGGAAAACUAUCACCUCAGAAAGUGACAGGCCCUGGCAUUUGCAUGUUGGCACAACCUUCUCUACCUUUUCAGCAAAAUAUUUCCUUUUUGGUUUCCUCUUGCUUUGCCAUUAUAUUGAGGUUAUUUUUCUGAACGUAUCCUUCUACUUUUGUCCCCCAAGAAAUGCCCUACUUCUCUUUACCCUUUUCUUCUCAUGGUUGAGGAGGGCUAGAGAAUCAGAACUAAAAGUAAGGAAAUAGCAGGGUUUUGAGCAUCUUUCUCCCAGCCUCAAAGCUGAGGAAAUAAGAAUAAAUGCUUGAAAUAGCCUUAACUCUAGAGUUCACCAGCCACUAAGGCUGUUUUUGUUGUUGCUUUUGAUUUUUAAAACAUAGCUGUCUGGCCAGGAGUGUUCAACCAUUUCUGGAUUAUUCAGAGUAAUGAGGGGAAUGGAUAGAUUGCUCUAGUCCACAGAUAAGCCAGAUAAUAUGCAAAUCAUAUACCCAUUCAUAGCAUUUGUUAACAUUGCUUCCCUGCUCAGCUGCUGAUUGAAUUCUGUAUGCUUGUAUAAAUUAUGUCAAAAAUUUUACUGCACAGUUGAGAAGACAGCUGUUGCUGUAGUGACAUGACAGACUGGAACAAUGAAACUUUUGGUUUAGGUCAUCUAGGAAAAUCCAUCUGAAUGGUGAUUUGAUUGGAUGAGAACUCAUAACCCAUACCUCAACUCGGUGAGAGUUUUAUCUCCAUCUUCCUUUAUUUUUUUUUUUAUUUUUUCCCAUAUAAAAAUUUAUAUAUACAUUGUUAGUGACUCUAGUUGCUCUCCGCAUACUGUGACAGCACAUUCCUCCUUUCCACCCGAUUCCCCAUGUCCAUUCAACCAGCUCCUAACCCUCUCUGCCUUCCCAUCUUCUUCCUUUACUUUCUAAAGGAAUUAAAGGCCUAAAUCAAGUGCUGGAUAAUUGACAGUUGUUAGCACUUAAUCUGAUGAGCAUCUUUUAAAAAAAAA